Molecule: messenger RNA, 672 nt
Organism: Adineta ricciae
Lineage: Eukaryota; Metazoa; Rotifera; Eurotatoria; Adinetida; Adinetidae
Source: the annotation of a GenBank genome assembly
AUGCCAAAUUCAUAUCAUUAUUUCGAAGCAGGUGAAGUAUCUCUUCAACGAAUACAAUUAGAAAUUGAAAUACUCAGACAAUUGCAAGAGGCAAAUCUGUUGUAUGAUAUCGACUGGGGUGCGUACGAUACAGUAGCAUUAAAGCUUUUCGUCCAGGCCGGAAUAAAUGAGGUUAAGAAUGAACUCGAUCGUCGGCAAACUCAGCAAAUAACAAGUUUUGAACAAGUGAAUUUUAUUAAAUUAUCUGUUCAAAGAUCUUUUGUAAAACAAGAAGAUUUUCAAUCGAAGAGUUCAUCUGUAAUCCUUAUUUUGAAUACAGUAUUGAUUAUUUUCUGUAUUCUAUCGAUCGGUGGUCUUCUUUUGUAUGAAUAUGUUCAUUUUAAUGAUGAACAUCGUCUCUUCAUGACAUUAGAUUAUCCUUUAACAGCAAAACGACGACAAUUGUCAUUUACAGAUAAUCUAUCGAUUAUUCUAUUAACAUUCACGAGUUAUCUUGUCGUAAGUUACGUCAUAACCGCGACGCGAUUGAAUCGAAAAUUGAUUCUAUUCGGAAUUUUGACCUUGCUCAUUGUAAUACUAUUCUUAAUUAGAAAAGUUUACCAAGUAAUGACAUUUUUAUCGAAACAUCGAGAAAUCCGUUGGGCAAAUCUGUAUGAUUACUUAAAUUCGUAA